Messenger RNA from Paramuricea clavata, 1993 nucleotides. Lineage: Eukaryota; Metazoa; Cnidaria; Anthozoa; Malacalcyonacea; Plexauridae. The record is from the annotation of a GenBank genome assembly.
GAGAGCACUGGCAUUUGUUCUUUUUGCUGAUUCUGUACUUGAAAUCAGACGUUCUCUCGAUAGUGCGAUGGGUUUUGGAGAUUUAAAAGCAAAAGCUGGUCAACAGGCCUUAAAUGACUACUUGGCUGAUAAAAGUUACAUCGAGGGGUGAGUAUUGAGUGUUUAAACUGUAAGAUUUAUUGGGGUUUUGGUUGUAAUUUUGCCCAUACAUCGGCACAUGAAAUUAUAUGGCACGUGUACGUCUGUACAAACUAUGUAAAAAAUUGGUAUAAAUUUGUACUUAAAAUCUUAAAUGUAUUUUAAUAGUAAUUAACAUACAAGAAUGUACUUAUCUUCUGAAAGGAAUUAUUCACAUAAUUAAAGUAGCUCUAUGAUACCUAAAAAUAUACUUCAAUGAAAAAUCAAAAGAAACAAGUCAUUAAUUACAUGGAAGGGGGAGUUGGUGAAAAUGAGACGUUCACAUUUUGUUAGUCCCUCCCUCCUAAUUGACGAUUUUACUUGUCAAGGGGAGAGUGCUGCUCAAUGGAUUCAAUUCAUGAAUCCUAAAUUACCUUAAUUAAUCAUUAUUUUAAUAGAUAUCAGCCAUCACAAGCUGAUAUUGUAGUCUUUGAAGCUGUUGGUGUAUCACCUUCUGCUAAUCUUGCCCAUGCUUGGAGAUGGUACAAUCAUAUACAUAUACUGUCAUGUGGUAAUGACACUUCUGGUUUCACUGGAGUGAAAAAACCUUUGUCAGCUUAUGGUCCUCCUGCCACUGUGGCAAAACCAUCAAACGAUGAUGAUGAUGAUGACGAUGAUGAUGAUCUUUUUGGAAGUGAUACAGAAGAACAAAAGGUAUUUGGAAGGGUUCACGUCAGGCUUUUAGUCAGAAGGGCUUCCUGGCAGGGCCGCAUUUACACCACUCGGGGCCUGUGGCAUUUUCUUCGCGUGGGGCCCCAAAUUUUUGCCUUCUCUAUGGACUAUAACCUGGAAAUUUACCUCGUUUUAAGCAUAAAUCGUAGCGACGUGGCGUUCGCUUCGCAUAUAGCAACUCUAAAGUCCAAGACAAAAUUAGAGACAAGAGUAGUAUAUAUUUAACUUGGUAUUUGAAUUUUUUUAUUUAUAAUUACUAUUAUAUCCUUGUGGCAUACAGCUAUUUCAAUCAAGGUUGUCCCCGAGCAAAGCGGAGAAGUCGAAUACGAGCGCGGAAGGCUUGCUGGGAAUCCCUAACUGAAAAUCCAUUAAUUUAUUAGCAAUUUCCAUCGAGCCUUUCGCGUUCGUAUUCGACUUUACCGCUUUGCUCUGGGACAACCUUAAUUGAAAUAGCUGUAUAUAAGGGGCCCGGCUAGGCUAAAAAUAUAAAUAAUAAUUAAUAAUAUAGCAUCAUAUACUUCUAGCCUAAAUCGCGGGGCCCUGGAAGGCGCGGGGCCCGUGGCAUAUGCCGCAUCUGCCACUGUGUAAAACCGGCGCUGCGUCCUGGGAUGCCCCUAGAACAAAAAAUGGACGCCCAAAUUCUGGGGAAAGGGAAAUUAUUUUCAACUAUUUCCCUAAGUAUAUUAAUUAUUUUCAACUAUUUCCCUAUUUUCAACUAUAUCUGAAACGAAAUAGCUUCAAUUCUCAUUAUUAUUAGGCAUAGUACAAAACAUGGACUGGACUGGACUGGACAGUUGGACUGGACUGGACUGGACUGGACAGUUGGACUGGACUGGACAGUUGGACUGGACAGUUGGACUGGACUGGACAAUUGGACUGGACAGUUGGACUGGACAGUUGGACUGGACAGUUGGACUGGACAGUUGGACUGGACUGGACAGUUGGACUGGACUGAUUUUUACAUUUUCUCUAUUCUUGUCUUGCAUGUCAGCCGCCAUGUCAGGUGGCAUGGCACAAAAGAAUAUUUUAUCACAGAAUAAGUAUACCAUGUCAUGUCUAUUUUGUGAUUUUAUCGAUGAACAUUGUCUAGUGUGUACCAGGAGGAGAUUGGUUUCAAGUCAAGAAUAUAACGUUUUGCACCUGA